AUGGUUGGGGACGUCGCCUACUUGCGCUCUGUCCUGCCCGCCAGCACAGAGGACGCCUUCUUCGAUUACCUGGCCACCCUGGAUGCCUCGGAGGUGACAGUGUCCGCCGUGCCGGAGGGCUCCGUCGUCUUCGCCAGGGUGGGACACAUGCAGUUCCCUCCCCUGUUUCAGAGGGGCUUUGGGGAUAUCAGCUCCCGUGUCCCCGGAGAGGACGGGGAUGUCACCACCCGACUGUCCCCGCAGGUCCCGUUCCUGCAGGUGAAGGGGCCGCUGCUGGUGGUGCAGCUGCUGGAGACCACGUUGCUGUGCUUGGUCAACUACGCCAGCCUGGUAGCCACCAACGCCGCCCGCUUCCGACUCCUUGCUGGCCCGGACAUGAAGCUGAUGGAGAUCGGACUCCGUCGCGCUCAGGGGCCGGACGGUGCCCUUUCGGCCUCCAAGUACUCCUACAUCGGGGGCUUUGACUGCACCAGCAACGUCCUGGCGGGGAAACUCUACGGCAUCCCGGUGCGCGGCACCAUCGCCCACUCCUUCAUCAUGUCCUUCACCUCACUGGAGGAGGUGCAGCCCCGGGAGGUGACACCGCUUGAAGGAGGAGAGCCAGUGGACCUCCCGGCGCUGGCCGAGUCAUGGCUACAGCGGGUGUGUGAGCUGCUGCAGACGCCCCCUGAGAAGGUGAACCAGGGCGAGCUGGCCGCCUUCGUGUCCUACGCCAUCACCUUCCCACAGCUCUUCCAGGGGCUGCUGGACACCUACUGCGUCAGGAGGAGCGGCUUGCCAAAUUUCUGCGCCGUGGCGCUGGCCCUGCACCAGUUGGGCUACCGGGCCAUCGGGGUGCGCCUGGACAGCGGGGACCUGGCCCAGCAGUCCAAGGAGAUCCGCCGAGUGCUCCGAACCUGCGGUGCUCACUUCCAGGUGCCGUGGUUUGAGACCAUCCCCAUCGCUGUCAGCAAUGACAUCAGCGAGCAUAGCCUGGAGGAGUUCAGCCGGGAGGGGAGCGAGAUUGACAUGAUCGGGGUGGGGACGAACCUGGUGACGUGUCCCCUGCAGCCGUCGCUGGGCUGUGUUUACAAGCUGGUGGAGGUCAAUGGCUCCCCAUGCUUGAAGCUCACAGAAGAUGAAGAGAAGAUGACGAUCCCGGGGAUUAAGACGAUCUAUCGGCUCUAUGAUGCUGCCGGUCACCCCUUCAUGGACCUCAUGGCCCUGGAGGAGGAGCCCUCACCCACCGCGGGGCAGGAGCUGGCGGUUCGUGUCCUGGGGCAUCUUGGCGAGACCAGCAAGGUCGUGCCUACCACCGUGGAGCCCCUCCAUCGCACGUACUUCAGAGAUGGCCAGGUUUCUGAGCCUCUGCCCACCCUGCUGGAGGUGAGGAGUCAUGCGCAGGCGUCCCUCAGCCUGCUCAGUCCCGCUCACCGCCGGCUCCACGAGCCACAGCCCUACCCGGUGGCCGUGACGGAGAGGCUGCACCGUCUCCUCACCGAGCUGCGGCAGGCCAGCCAGUGA
Charadrius vociferus (killdeer) is the source of this 1503-nucleotide messenger RNA. RefSeq names its product nicotinate phosphoribosyltransferase (gene NAPRT). The record is from RefSeq and is a predicted model, not a curated record. Gene Ontology annotation, biological process: NAD+ biosynthetic process. Gene Ontology annotation, molecular function: nicotinate phosphoribosyltransferase activity. The transcript has 12 exons. Lineage: Eukaryota; Metazoa; Chordata; Aves; Charadriiformes; Charadriidae. Bases 1 to 1503 code for a protein of 500 amino acids.